Messenger RNA from Lactuca sativa (garden lettuce), 582 nucleotides. NCBI's taxonomy places the organism in Eukaryota, Viridiplantae, Streptophyta, Magnoliopsida, Asterales, Asteraceae. The record is from RefSeq and is a predicted model, not a curated record.
AUGAGCAUGAAUAGAGAGAUCAACUUCUUUUUAGGACUUCAAGUAAAGAAAGUCCCUCAAGGGAUAUUCAUCCAUCAGGAGAUAUACACCACAGAACUACUGAAGAAAUACUCGAUGGACAAUUGCUCUUCGGCCAAGGUCCCCAUGGCCUUCAGAUAUAAGAUAUCUGCUAAUCCUUCCGGUGAAUCAGUGGAUCAUAAGCCUUAUAGAGGAAUAAUUGGCUCAUUGAUGUACCUCACCGCAAGCCGACCAGACAUUGUCUUUGCAACAGGUGUAGGCGUAAUGUACCAGGCUGAUUCAAAAAUGUCACACAUGACCACAACAAAGCAGACUCUACGAUACUUAAAGGGUAGUAAGACCCUUGGUCUAUGGUAUCCCGAAGGAAAUGACUUCAGCCUACAAGCAUUCACCGAUGCGGAUCAUGCUGAAUGCAGGCUGGAUCGAAAAAGCACUUCAGGUGGAUUUCAAUUUCUGGUUGGAAGACUCGUCAGCUGGUCGUCAAGAAAGCAAAGCUGUGUAUCAUUGUCUACCGCAGAAGCUAAAUAUGUGGCCGUAGCAAGCUGUUGUUCACAAGUCUUAUAG